This is a messenger RNA of Sugiyamaella lignohabitans, 570 nucleotides long. RefSeq names its product Fcf1p (gene FCF1). Lineage: Eukaryota; Fungi; Ascomycota; Dipodascomycetes; Dipodascales; Trichomonascaceae. Bases 1 to 570 code for a protein of 189 amino acids. The record is from RefSeq and is a predicted model, not a curated record. The transcript has a single exon. Gene Ontology annotation, cellular component: nucleolus; small-subunit processome.
AUGGGGAAAGCAAAGAAAACUAGAAAGUUUGCCCAAGUAAAGAGGGUCAUAACUUCGAAAGAUCAACGAAUCAAAAAAAAUCAAGAACAGCAAAAACCAGUCGAUCAAGACAAAGAGUUGGUGAAGGAAAUACCACAGGUGUCUUCUGCGCUUUUUUUUCAGUAUAAUGAAGCUAUCAAGCCUCCUUAUCAAGUGUUAGUGGAUACAAAUUUCAUCAACUUCAGUAUACAGAAGAAGCUGGAUUUAGUCAGGGGUAUGAUGGAUACUCUAUACGCUAGAUGUAUUCCCAUCGUCACUGACUGCGUGAUGGCGGAAUUGGAAAAGUUGGGCCCUAAGUAUAGAAUAGCUCUUAGAAUGGCCCGUGAUCCAAGGGUCCAAAGACUCACUUGUAGCCAUAAGGGGACGUAUGCUGAUGAUUGUUUGGUGCACCGAAUCAUGCAACACAAAUGCUAUAUUGUGGCCACAAAUGACGCAGAUUUAAAGAGGAGAAUUCGUAAAGUUCCUGGAGUGCCUUUAAUGAGCGUUGGUGCCCAUUCUUAUGUUAUCGAAAGGUUGCCUGAUGCUUUCUGA